Rubroshorea leprosula is the source of this 1880-nucleotide messenger RNA. The record is from the annotation of a GenBank genome assembly. NCBI's taxonomy places the organism in Eukaryota, Viridiplantae, Streptophyta, Magnoliopsida, Malvales, Dipterocarpaceae.
GCCUCGCCGCGCCGCCGCGCAAAAAGCGUCGUCGUUCCUGGCAUGGACCAUCAGAUCCGGUGAUCCUACUUCUCGCACAAGCGACUUCGAUAACAGAGUUUGAAAUUGCAGAGAUUCAGAGACCUCACAGCGUGGAAAAUGCUGGGCGAAAGCUCACUGCCGCAGCUUCUCUGGUGGUUCGCCGUAGCAGCAACGGUAAAGCUCUUGCUGAUCCCAUCUUACCACAGCACAGACUUCGAGGUCCAUCGCCACUGGUUGGCCCUGACCCACUCGCUCCCUCUUUCUUCAUGGUACUUCGAUGAGACCAGCGAAUGGACCCUCGAUUACCCUCCAUUGUUCGCUAACUUCGAGCGCUUCCUUUCCAUCUUUGCCAAUCUCGUCGACCCUCAGAUCGUCCACCUUCACAAUGGCCUCAAUUACAAAGGAAGUUCUGUUAUUUACUUCCAGAGAAUUACUGUGAUUUUAUCGGAUUUGUUGCUUCUAUAUGGGGUUUACAGAUUGUCUAAAAAUUUGGAUUCCUUGAAGCGGAAUUUGAUCUGGGUAUUGGUAAUUUGGUCUCCAGGGUUGUUAAUCGUAGACCAUGUACACUUUCAGUACAAUGGGUUUCUGCUUGGGUGGUUGUUAUUGUCGAUUUCAUUUUUGGUGGAAGGAAGGGACUUGAUGGGUGGUUUCUUGUUUGCGGUUCUGCUCUGUUUUAAGCAUUUGUUUGCAGUGGCUGCUCCUGUUUAUUUUAUUUACUUGCUCAGGCAUUACUGUAGGGGUGGAUUUGUUUGGGGUUUUGGCCGGCUUUCAGUUAUGGGGGCCAUGGUUGUGGCGGUUUUUGCAGCUGCUUAUGGUCCAUUUUUGUAUCAUGGGCAGAUUCAACAAGUCAUCCGCCGCAUGUUUCCUUUUGGCAGGGGACUCUGUCAUGCAUACUGGGCUCCUAAUUUCUGGGUAUUUUAUAUCAUAUUAGAUAAAGGGCUUGCUUUCUUGCUCAGAAAACUUGGGUUUCACAUAGAGGCACCCACAGCUUCAUUCACUGGAGGGCUAGUGGGUGAUUCAUCACCAUUUGCCAUACUACCUCAGAUCACCCCCCUCACAACCUUCAUCACAGUCCUGCUUGGGUUAUUUCCUUGUUUAGUUCAGGCUUGGAGAGAUCCCCAGCCACGUUUGAUUGCUAGAUGGAUAGCAUAUGCCUACACGUGUGGUUUCAUAUUUGGAUGGCAUGUCCAUGAGAAAGCAUCACUCCACUUUGUUAUCCCCCUUGCCAUUGUUGCAGUGGAAAGCUUAGAAGAUGCAAAGCACUACUUCUUGCUAUCUAUUGUGUCUUGCUAUUCACUCUUUCCACUCCUAUAUGAAACCCAAGAAUACCCAAUAAAAGUGUUGUUGCUGCUGUUACACUCCAUCCUAAUGUGGUUCGGUUUCUCGGCACAAUUUACCACUGAUGAAGCUUCGGAAAAAGAUGAACAGAUCACAAAUAAAGAGUCUGCUGGGUUGGGAAAACGUAGCACUACUGGUGGGAAAGAAGGGUUUGGCAUUGGCUGGAUUGGGAAGAGUUACCUAUUUGGUCUUUUGGUUGUUGAGCUAUGGGGUCAAAUUUUACAUCAUUACCUUCUUGGUGAUAGGUUCCCUUUCAUACCUCUUAUGUUAAUUUCAAUUUAUUGUGCAUUAGGGAUCACAUACUCUUGGAUUUGGCAAUUAAAACGUAUCUUAAAAUUGUCCUAACUUGGAAGUCAUACUGUAACCCUCAGAUGCUGUUUAAAUGUUUGAGCACAUGCUCUUACUUUGUUUGUGUACAAGUUUUAUGUUAAUUUUAUUACAUUUAUAGCACACACAAAUAAUAAUAAUAAUAAUAAGAAGAAGAACUUUUUUGUUUUUGGGAGUAAAAUAAUAUCUCAAUA